Oncorhynchus nerka (sockeye salmon) is the source of this 489-nucleotide messenger RNA. RefSeq names its product larval/pupal cuticle protein H1C-like. The coding region runs from base 1 to 489 and encodes 162 amino acids. The record is from RefSeq and is a predicted model, not a curated record. Lineage: Eukaryota; Metazoa; Chordata; Actinopteri; Salmoniformes; Salmonidae. The transcript is spliced from 2 exons.
AUGGAAGAAAACAAGAGAAAGGGCCUCUGUGUCAUGAAACUGAUCUACCACACCUCUGCUGUAGUCUACCACUCCUCUGCUGUAGUCUACCACUCCUCUGCUGUAGUCUACCACUCCUCUGCUGUAGUCUACCACACCUCUGCUGUAGUCUACCACACCUCUGCUGUAGUCUACCACUCCUCUGCUGUAGUCUACCACGCCUCUGCUGUAGUCUACCACACCUCUGCUGUAGUCUACCACACCUCUGCUGUAGUCUACCACGCCUCUGCUGUAGUCUACCACUCCUCUGCUGUAGUCUACCACGCCUCUGCUGUAGUCUACCACGCCUCUGCUGUAGUCUACCACUCCUCUGCUGUAGUCUACCACGCCUCUGCUGUAGUCUACCACGCCUCUGCUGUAGUCUACCACGCCUCUGCUGUAGUCUACCACUCCUCUGCUGUAGUCUACCACUCCUCUGCUGUAGUCUACCACGCCUCUGCUGUAGUCUAA